This is a messenger RNA of Rhopilema esculentum, 1771 nucleotides long. RefSeq names its product COP9 signalosome complex subunit 1. Lineage: Eukaryota; Metazoa; Cnidaria; Scyphozoa; Rhizostomeae; Rhizostomatidae. The record is from RefSeq and is a predicted model, not a curated record. Gene Ontology annotation, molecular function: protein binding. Gene Ontology annotation, cellular component: COP9 signalosome.
UUUUGCGAAUAGGAUCCCGAAAACGCCUGAGUUGACCAACCAUUAAAUUUAGCCUCGUUCUGAGAUUUGCUCCAGUAGCCCUUCGGAUGUAUGGCCUAAAAGCAUUUAUGAACCUGUAACAUAAUAAAUGGAUUCGUAGUUUAGUUCUUGAAGAUGCCUCUUCCAAAUUUUCGCAAUUUAGAUGCGAAUCCAAUUGAGCCUAUGCAGAUUGACCUUCCUGAAAAUGAAGGUGGGGCUCCUGAGGAGAACUUUGUGGUGGAAUUUCCAACAUUGGACCUUGAUGUGUAUGCAUCCAGCUACAAGGGAGUAACCAAGUUACAGCGUUUGUUGUUUAUUGCAAAUCAUUGUCCAAGUUUAGCUGCUGAUGCUAUGAGAUUGGCAUCUUCUGCAGUAAAAUCAACACACAAUUUAGACAUGUAUAAAGAAAUUGCAAGAAAAUUAGCAGAAGUAAGCAACCAGGGAUCAGCUGAAUCAGCUGCUGAGGGCCAGGGCUAUGCAUCUGGACUAGAUCAGUCAUGGAUUGACACAACUGAAAAGAAAGCUCAAACCAAACUUGAGAAAUUGUCAACAGAUUUGAAGUACUACAAAACUAACUCCAUUAAAGAAAGUAUAAGACGCGGAAACGAUGACCUUGGAGACCAUUAUUUGGAUUGUGGCAACUUAACGAAUGCGUUGAAGUGUUAUUCACGAGCUAGAGAUUACUGCGUCAGCGCAAAACACACGAUGAACAUGUGCUUAAACGUUAUCAAGGUCAGUAUCUUUCUUCCAAAUUGGGCCCACGUUCAAACAUAUGUCAACAAAGCAGAGUUAAUACCUGAUCUCAAUGAGCAGAAAGAAAAACCAUAUAACCAAGGGUUUCUAUCGAAGCUGAAAUGCGCCGCUGGCCUUGCUGAACUUGCGAAGAAAUCAUACAAAGCCGCCGCUAGACUGUUCCUUCAGGCUUCUUUUGACAACUUAGAUUUCUCUGAGGUGGUUUCUGCUCACGAUGUUGCAAUAUAUGGCGGCCUUUGCUCACUGGCAACUUUCGACCGACAGGAUUUACAGAAGAAAGUUUUGUCAAGCAGCUCAUUUAAGCAGUUUUUGGAGCUAGAGCCUCAACUUCGAAAUAUUCUUCAUAAAUUCUACGACUCACAAUACGCAGAAUGCUUGAAAUUAUUAGGCGAAAUGAAGGACAACCUGCUGCUUGAUAUUUAUUUAUCUCCACACGUGAACACGCUUUAUUCAGAAAUAAGAAAAAGGGCACUCAUCCAGUAUUUUAGCCCAUACGUCUCUGCUGACCUGAACAAAAUGGCGGAGGCUUUCAAUACAAGUAUAUCCUUGUUAGAAGACGAAUUAACCCAACUCAUUCUCGACGGGCAAAUAUCGGCGCGAAUAGACUCUCAGAAAAAGAUAUUAUAUGCUCGAGAUAUCGAUCAACGAAGUAGCACUUUCGAAAAGGCCCUUUCCAUGGGACACGAGUACCAACGGAGAUGCAAGGCAUUAAUUUUGCGAACAGUUCUAGUACGUCACCAGAUUAAUGUCAAGAGUCCUGUGAGAGAUGACGACGGCGUUGCGAGAUGAGAGUGAGCGAAUCGCGAUCCUUAUGCUUUGAUGGCCGUUGCGAAGUACCGGAAGUAUUCGACAUAGAGAAGUAUUUGGUUGUCCGCCAGGGAGGCUACGCAAAGCCCGGACUGACCAAAGAUUUGUUUUCCACUUGUAACAUUGAAAAAAUUUUCUGUAUUGAACACUGUUGAAUUUAGCAAGUAAACCGACAAAAAAACAUAAAAUAACA